Molecule: messenger RNA, 389 nt
Organism: Cajanus cajan (pigeon pea)
Lineage: Eukaryota; Viridiplantae; Streptophyta; Magnoliopsida; Fabales; Fabaceae
Source: RefSeq, a predicted model, not a curated record
UGAUCUCUCUAGAGAUUACACUGUUCUCAUUGGAGAUUGGUACAAAUCCAACCACACGAACCUUGGGAGCUUCUUAGGAGCUGAGAGUGAGAGCAUCAGUCCCAUGAUCAUAGUAGUGAAGUUUCUCAACCUUAGCAUUCAGUCUUCUGGUAUAACUGUUUACUUUGGACUCGCUUUUGCUGCAAGUGAGUUUUUCACUUCAAAUGGUUUUCCUUGUCCUCCUUUCAUGAUUCCAUCUGAUCAUUUACUAAAAACCAUUAACAAGGAUUUCGAUCAGGUGGUACAAUGUUUAUUUUGGCCUAUAAGGAGGAAGCGUAUUACACUUUGGUUUAAAUGAUCCAAUAUAUUUAACAUAAAAUUACAUUCAACUUAACUGGAUAUCAUUUACU